GUUUCCAUUGGGACCACCUGCCUCUUGAGUGUCUUUCAGGCCUUGACCAUUAGUCCCAGGAAUUCCUGUUGGAAGGAUUAUAAAAUCAAAGUUGAAAAGAGCAUUGGCUGCCACAUUUCUCUCCUCUGGAUACUGUACAUGUCGGUAAAUUCCAUUCAUUUUGCAUACACGCUUGUCAACAGGAAAAGCAACAAUGUGACAAGAAAAUGGGAUUUGGGAUACUGCCGCGCUGUAGGUUUGAGUGAAAUUGGUGGUUCGCUCUAUGCAGCAUUUGUCGUGUGCCCUGAAGUCAUCUUUUCUGUGUUUAUGGUCUGGUCUAGUGGAUCCAUGGUUCUCAUUUUGUAUAAAAACAAACAGAGGGUUCAAUAUAUUCAUAGUUCUUGCAGAACCUUCCCUGAGUCCAGAGCCACCCAGAACAUUCUGAUCUUAGUGUCUACCUUUCUGAUUUUUUAUACAUUCUCCUCCAUCUUCAGAGGCUACACUGCUGUUUUGUAUAAUCAAAAUUGGUGGCUCAAGAACAUUAAUGACUUUGUUUCCCUCUGUUUCCCAUCAUUUGUACCCAUUAUCCUUAUCUAUCAUUCCUCUAUUUUAUCCAAGCUUUGUUUGGGCUGA
Alexandromys fortis (reed vole) is the source of this 612-nucleotide messenger RNA. RefSeq names its product vomeronasal type-1 receptor 2-like. Gene Ontology annotation, cellular component: membrane. Gene Ontology annotation, biological process: G protein-coupled receptor signaling pathway. The annotation marks the transcript as partial. NCBI's taxonomy places the organism in Eukaryota, Metazoa, Chordata, Mammalia, Rodentia, Cricetidae. The record is from RefSeq and is a predicted model, not a curated record. The transcript has a single exon. Gene Ontology annotation, molecular function: pheromone receptor activity.